This is a messenger RNA of Cynoglossus semilaevis (tongue sole), 3012 nucleotides long. It is a transcript of the gene smpd3, whose product is annotated as sphingomyelin phosphodiesterase 3. Gene Ontology annotation, cellular component: extracellular region; cytoplasm. Lineage: Eukaryota; Metazoa; Chordata; Actinopteri; Pleuronectiformes; Cynoglossidae. Gene Ontology annotation, molecular function: sphingomyelin phosphodiesterase activity. Gene Ontology annotation, biological process: sphingomyelin metabolic process. The coding region runs from base 858 to 2993 and encodes 711 amino acids. The transcript is spliced from 12 exons. The record is from RefSeq and is a predicted model, not a curated record.
GAGUGGUGAGUGUGUCCUCCCUUCUGUCUGCACCUGUGGGCGUAUUUGUGGGCGUGCUUGAAUCUUCUCUGGCAGCCUUGGCAGCACUGUCUCGUUGUCUGGUUUCAAACACCUGCAGCUCAUCUCACUGACGACCUGCUGCUGGUUGGAGGCCCGGUCUUCACCUCCAGGCCUGGUCCGGUUCUCCUCUGAGUGCUGUUUCCUUUCCUCAUCUACCGGAGGCGGUCUUUAGGACAGAGGGCGUGGCCUGGUGGUAUCUAGGCAGUGACGUCAGGGGGAGCUGUUCAGUGCUUGUGGUGCUGAAGAGAACCCUGUCUGCCUGGCUCAGUCAUUCAGCCGCUGCUCGCUCUCUCGUCUGCUCGGUCGGUCCGCGGCCGUCAGCCGGUCCACCAUCGGUCAGCACAGGAGAAUACCGAAGAACAAGAACAAAAAGAAGGAGGAAAAAAAACAAAACCCAAACUGCAACGCGUCUACACAUCAACCUGAAACCCAGGCGGGAGAGAUUUUCUCGAAGUCUCAGAGUGAUGCUGAUAUCUGAGGACGCCUCCCUCCUGGAGUGGUCGUCUCAGCCGUCGCAGCCGUAGAACCUGUCGUCAGGAGUCCAGGCCGUCCAUGAUGGCAGCAGCAGCAGCAGCAGCAGCACGCUCCCGGUCUCUGCUCCUCCACCGCCGCUGCACACGGCGUGAUUACUGAGGAAAAGGAAGUGAGACGGAGACCAGCUCGACCGUGAAGAUAAAAAUCCUCCAAACCAUACAGAUUUUUAUCCCGGUUUAAGAAGGUGUGGGAGUAAAUGCUGAGUGUGAGGUGAGGAAGAAGCUCCAGAGGAAGAACAAGAAGAAGGCCAGAAGAGAAAAGUCAUGGUCCUCCACACCACCCCCUACUCCAGUGCUUGUAUGCACUUCCUGGACGGCUUGUCGUGGAGCCUGGUGUUCCCCUGCUACUGGCUCCUGGACCGCCUCCUGGCCUCGUGCGUGGCCACGUCGCUGGAGAAGCGGCAGCGCUCCCAGGAUCCCUGCUCCUUCCUGACCCUGUGUGUCCUGAUCACCACACCCCUGUACCUGCUCCUCCUCCUCACCUCUCUGCCUUUCGCCCUGCUGGGUUUCCUCAUCUGGGCGCCCCUGCAGGCCGUCCGCCAGCCUUAUCUUUACACCUACAGCAGACCUGACAAGCACCAGGCCGAGCAGGGCCAGGCAGGACCUGGGGCAGUCGGAGAAUGGAGGCCACAGGGCAGGAGCUUCUGUUUCUGCAGCGCCAAUGUUUGUCUCCUGCCCGACUCCCUGGCCAGAUUCAACAACCUGUCGGACACUCACAGGAGAGCCCGCGAGGUCGGGAAGAGGAUUCGUAACGGCGCCAGCCGCCCUCAAAUCAAAAUCUACAUCGACUCACCCACAAACACUUCCAUCAGUGCGACAUCCUUCAGCAGCCUGGCCACAGGUUUCCGUCGCACCUCCUCUCUGGACCAGCGCCCAGAACAAACACACACCACCAACGCCCCCGCAGACGCCGAGUCUGAGGCGGUCACCGAGUGUCCAGUCCACUCCACAGGUGCUGUGGACUGCCCUGUUCAUCCAGCCGCUGGAGACCAAGGAUGUCCCCUUCACACAGAUGGUGCGGACACCGUGGCCGACUGCCAACUCCACCCUGCAGGAGCUAACAACAACUCAGGAGAGUCUACAGACUGCCCCGUCCACUCCCCCGGCUCCACCGACUGCCCCGUCCACGGUGAGGAGAGCCAGACCCAGACCCAGACCCAGACCUCCUCAGACUGCCCGUUUCACAGCUCAGGGGUUCAAAUCAGCAUUAGUGCUCCGGAGCCUGACCCACAGGGAGAAGAGGCCGAGAGAGGGAACCACCGUGGGGGGGAGCCCGGAGUGGGGGUGGACUCCGGCAGCAUGACUGCCUCCAGGGAGUCUCUUUCUCGUUACCACGGAGGAGACACCGGAGCGGGGACCACGUCCAACAACACUCUCACUCACGUUCCCCGCAUGUCCAUCUUCAAGCGGCCGGGACGGAAACGCCGCCACGGAGAUGAGACGUUUGACCACGAGGUCUCUGCCUUUUUCCCUGCCAACUUGGAUUUCCUGGCUCUACAGGAAGUGUUUGACCACGGCUCCACCACCAGACUGCGGAGGCAGCUGCAUCGUUACUUCCCCUUCGUGCUGAGUGACGUGGGGCGGUACGGCUGGAAGGGCUGCUGCUCCAGGUUCAAGUUCCUCAACAGUGGUCUGAUGCUGGCCAGCCGCUACCCUAUUCUGGACGCACGGUUUGAGUGCUAUCCCAAUGGAAGAGGAGAGGACGCACUGGCAGCAAAGGGGGCGCUGUUUGCCAAGGUUCACGUGGGCACCUCCCAUCAGGAGCAAAGGGUUGUGGGAUACCUCACGUGUACGCACCUCCACGCCAUAGAAGGUACAGUGACUUUGCGGUGUGAGCAGCUGGACCUGUUGCUCCGGUGGGGCUCAGAGUUUCGUCAGUCCUCGUCCCAGACGCCUGAGGGGGAGAAGGUGCUGGAAGACCUGGUGGCCUUUGAUGUCAUCCUGGGUGACCUCAACUUCGACAACUGCUCGUCAGAGGACAAGCUGGAGCAGCAGCACGCACUUUUUACUCAGUACAAGGACCCAUGUCGCCUGGGGCCGGGGGAGGACAAACCAUGGGCCCUGGGUACCCUACUGGACCCCAGUGGCCUUUAUGACGACGAGGUCAGCUCCCCUGAAGGUUUACAAAAAGUGAUGGAGAACGAGGAUGGAAGGAAGGAAUACCUGGUGUUUCCUCCCAGUAAGAGCCAGUGUCCUGCCAACAGCCAGAAGGGAAGAAAGAUCCCUCUGAAGGGAAACGGACGUCGCAUCGACUACAUCCUCUACAGCGACGAGGGCCUGAAUCAGGACUGGAAACUGGAAAUCGAGGAUUUCAGCUUCGUCACCCAGUUGGCUGGUCUCACCGACCACCUGUCUGUGGCCAUGCGAUUGGCUGUUUCCACCGGGGAGGAGGAGUCUUAGAUGGACCUACCUGAGAUUU